Molecule: messenger RNA, 543 nt
Organism: Ostertagia ostertagi
Lineage: Eukaryota; Metazoa; Nematoda; Chromadorea; Rhabditida; Trichostrongylidae
Source: the annotation of a GenBank genome assembly
AACCUUCGUUCACUCUGUGAACUAUGUGUAGCUGUAACGAAUGCCAGCGAGAAUCGCAUCUUCUACUCGGAAAAGAAGGCACCUUCUCUGACACCCGCCACAAAUCUCCUUUCAAGGAUUUCUGAGAUCCUGUCGCCUCUUGGGAACCGCUCGUUAGUACACCAGAUGCUGAUUUGGCCCAUUGUUUGCGGGCAUUUCGUCAAAGUAGCUUCGUCAGUGGACGAGUCACGUGUGGGCAUCAGUGCACUCUCAGAAGCUGUCUCAUCGCUGAUCCUCACUGAAUCUCAGGGGCUCUGCUUCAACCAGAUGCUUAUCGCUCCAUUUCAGACGAUUAUCUGCUCGGACACUUGUUCUCCGGAAACAUGCGAGCAAAUCGUGGCUGCGUUAGCCGAUCUGGUGAAGACGAAGUCAGAUCGCAUCGGAUCAGGUUGGAAGACGUUGUUCGGCACACUGCGUGCUGUUCGCACUUCAGAAGUCGACGACGCCAGCGUACACUGGACGGUGCUCGACGUGAUAGGAGCCUAUCUGCGCAUCGAUAAAUAG